AUCACGAAAUGAUAUAAAGCUCACUCUCAAUCACAUUCCUCACCUUGGACUCUCGAUUCGAUAUUCGUGUCACCGCAGAAAGAAUAUACAUUAACUUUGUACUAAAAUUUAAAAGCAAACCUUUGAAUAUACUCGCCUCUUCCGAUCUCCCUUACGACAUUUACUACGUCUAACCAGCCUUUGGAUCUUCCUUCCCGCUCUCAGCCUUUUUCAAUUGCUCUCUUCACCGUCGUCCUCAGAUAUUUAGAUUCGGCCCUUGUCGUGCCCCCCGUCUCAAUUCCCAAAAACCAACCAACACGACGUAUUAUCUAUUCUUAUCAAACAUUAAAGCCAUGUCUAGCGCUAAUCAUAUAGCUGGUGGUCUUAAAGCUACUCUUAAAAACCCAAACGUGUCUGAAGAAGCUAAAGAGAGAGCUCUGGACCGAUUGGAGAAUGAAGACUUUUCUACGACGGCCGAUGAAUCUGAAAAAACCACCGAGGCCAAAAACCCUGGAAAUGUUAUAGGAGGGAUGAAGGCUGCUUUGAAGAACCCAAAUGUAAGCGAUAGCAAGAAGGAAGAGCUUCAAUCCAAGCUCGAAGAGUUUUAAGUAGAUUAACACAUCAUUUCGGCUUCAAAAAUGUAUCAAAUAUGUUUAGGAUGUAUGAUAAGGGUGUUAUGAUGUUCCAAUUUCUCUCAUGUGAUUUCAUCUCUUCACUUUCAUCUCUGCCUCACUUUCUCUAUGGAUCCUUUUCUAAGAUUUUUGAGAAUCGUGUCAUGGUUGACAUUGGUGCACGAGUUCCCAAACGUGCCAUCUUGUUUUCGUUUCGCGGUUAUAGCUUGUACACUACGUGUGUUUUUAUUAGAAAUCGAUUUGGCUAUCAUCUCCAGUCCCGAUUU
Molecule: messenger RNA, 877 nt
Organism: Melampsora larici-populina 98AG31
Lineage: Eukaryota; Fungi; Basidiomycota; Pucciniomycetes; Pucciniales; Melampsoraceae
Exons: 3
Coding region: 333-587 (84 amino acids)
Cellular component (GO): cytoplasm
Source: RefSeq, a predicted model, not a curated record